GGGAUGGGCGGGGCCUAUUUUUAUCCAGGCGAUAGAGAGAGCCCGAAAUGCGAAUUGCGAUAUUUUUGCGAUGCGGUGGGAUGCGAUCGCAACGCUGACGCGCGGGGGUCACUAUUAAUACUGUGAAUUGAAUCUAUCUCUGUGAAGUGAAACCAAGCGAAGUUCCCGUAGGCUGUAUUCUGUAAUGCCAUUAGUAGCACAUUCUCUCUUUAUUUGUACUUAUCACGGCCUGGCACGCCCGCCCACGUUACAUGCCACAAAGUCACCAAGCUGUGAAGACAAGGUUUUCAAGGUUUUCAGCUUAAACCAAUCUGAAUCGUAUCUGAAUCUGCUCAAGAUCGUGACCUGAUAAAGAUAAAUGAAUUAACUCUCGUAUAUUUAUUUAUUAUAAUCAAUGGUGAGCAUUCUUUGCAGGGCAUGAGCUAAACAACGUUGUUCAGCAUGUCGUUCUUUAAGAACCUGAAAAGCUUGUUCUCCGUCGGCGGUGAGACGAAUGCAUCCAAACGUCGGAGGGCGCUCAGCAAUGUCAAGGUGGAUGCCAACCCGGAGGAAUUCUGGGAGCUACAGGGCGAAGUGGGCGAUGGAGCCUUCGGUAAAGUCUAUAAGGCGGUCCACCGGAUGUCCGGGCUGGUGUCGGCCGCCAAGGUGUGCGAAAUGUCCGAGGACGACGAGCUCGACAACUUCAUGGUGGAGAUCGACAUCCUCACGGAAAUGCAGCACAAGAACGUGGUCCGACUCAUCGACGCCUACCUGAUGAAGAAGCAGCUGUGGAUGCUGCUGGAGUUUUGUGACGGCGGUGCCGUCGACUCCAUCAUGGUCGAGCUGGACCGCGGCCUCAAGGAGCCCCAGAUCGCCUACAUCACACGCGGCAUGGUGGAGGGACUCCAGUACCUGCACCAGCACAAGGUGGUUCACAGGGACAUCAAGGCCGGAAACGUGCUGCUCACUACAGACGGAGGCGUCAAACUCACUGAUUUUGGCGUCUCGGCCAAGAACAAGCACACAAUGCAGAAGCAUACGACUUUCAUCGGCACUCCCUACUGGAUGGCCCCGGAGGUGAUCGUAUGUGAAACGUCGCCAACCGACACGUACGACUACAAGUCGGACAUCUGGUCACUGGGCAUCACCAUGAUCGAGUUUGCGCAAAAGGAGCCUCCGUACAACGAGCUGAACCCGGUGCGGGCCAUGCUGCGGAUACAGAAGCACGAUCCACCGACCCUGGACCGUCCGAGUCAGUGGAGCCGAGAGUUCAACGCCUUCAUCGCCGCCUGCCUGAAAAAGGAGCCCGAGAAACGAGCAGACACCGGCCAGCUUCUCGAGCUACCGUUUAUCAACCGGACCCUGGACAACAAACCGAUCCGAGAGCUGCUGCUCGAGUACAAGGCCGAUGUGGACGAGGGCUUCGAGGACGCCGUCGAAGACCAGGAGAGCAGCCGCGUCUCUCGGAUGAGUGACUCGGACGCUCUGACGGCUCCGUCCGAGGCAGAUGAAGAGAGCAUCGUAAACGGGGAGACCGCCAGCGCGGCACAGGCUGAUGACAAGGCGGCCGGGAAAUCUACACCUCCAGAAGAUCGUCCCAAGUCAGAAUCCACCCCUGUUCCCAACGGCGAGGCCGUGUCCCCGGUGAAAGAGCCAUCUCCCCAGCCCACCUCCCCGUCAGUUACAACCACGCCCAGUAAACUAGCACCGGCGCCGCCUCCUCCGGCCACGCCCACCAAGGAGACCACGCCCCCUCAGACCUCCACACCAGCGGUCAAGCCGGCGUCACCAGCGGAGCCGGCGCCGUCACCAGCCGCUCCCUCACCAGUGGUUCCUGCACCAGUGGUUCCUGCACCAGCGGCGGAGUCUGUCUCGCCAGUGGCUCCAUCACAACCAUCCGAACCUGCCAAACCGACACCUGAUGACCUACCACCCCCACCCCCACCACCUCUCUCUGAUCCGGACGACGGACCUCCCUCGCUCCGGCACGCCGACCAGAGACCCCUGGUGGCCGCCGAGCCGGUGGUGGUACAGACUUUCGGCAGCGAUGGUGGUGGAACGACCAGGGUUAUUCUUGGCGGUGGAGGAGCGGACCCGCCCUCGGCCAUGGGAGAUGGGACUGCCAGAGUGCAGAUUGUUACCACUGGAACAGCAGCCUCGCCGGAGCGCCGCCCGGCACCGCGGCCGCCGUCCGUCCCGCCUGCCGCCGGGGCCGCCGCGCCGCCGCCGGUCCGGCCCGGCGUGCUGGUCCUCAGCACAGGACAGCCGUUCACGGGACCCACCACAGCGCGCGCCGCGGCGCCCGUGCCGCCGCCCAAACCAUCUCCGUCGCGGUCACCCGCCUCGCCGCCUGCGCCGCCGCCGCCGCCGCCUCCAGCCGACACCUCCGAGCCCGCACUGCGUCUGGAUGACAGUGAGGUGGUGAUCGGUGGAGGAAGCAUCGUCUCGGCGCCGCCGCCGGGGCCCGAUCCCGGCUCGCGGUUCCAGCUGACCCUGGAGGAGCGGGCCGAGUCGCCGCCGCUGCCGCCGCCGCCGCCCACACCGCCGCGGGUGUCUGUUGGAGGAACGGCAGUGGAGGAGGGAGCCGCGCAUGUGUCCGUCAUCCAGGUAGAACCCGAGGAAGAGGAGGAGGAUUCAGGCACGGCAAACUCCUUGUCCAUCAUGCUGGAGGGCACGACGGUGGGCAGCUCGGACGUCGAUCAGAUGGGAGAGGAUGACGUCUUCACGCCCGGAAAGGGGGCUGCGCCAGUGCCGUCCAGCACCAGUACCCCGGCCAGUGCGCGCGGCACGGUCUCCCCGCUGGUCGGGAACGGUGGGCCAGCGCCGCCCCCGCCGCCACCGCCACCACCACCCCCGGCUCAGACGGCUCAGAAGGCUCAGACGCCAGAGAGGGCGGCUCAGACGCCGGACAAGGCGGGGACGCCAGAGGAGCAGGACGAUGAGCCGGUGGUGUACAGGAAAAAGCGGCCGGCGCCGCCGCCAUCACAGGACUCUUCCAACUCAUCGAGUGGCGGCAGUCAGUCGCGCUCGUCGACGCUCAGCCGCUCCAAGGAGGAGCUGGAGGCGUCACGGCUGCGCAAGAAGACACGCAACCGCACGCGGCGCUUCGAGAUCGACGGCGUCGUCAUGACGACCACGACCAAGAAAGUGUUCUAUGGUGACGAACCGCUGAUUGACGAGCACGCGCUGCGGAAGGCCGAGCUCAGGGAGCUGAAACUGCUGCAGAAACAGGAGCAGAAACAGAUCAGGGAGAUGCAUGACAAGUCUCAGCUGGCGCUGGACCAGCAGGCGCGCCGGUUCGAGCAGGAGCGACAGCAGCUGCUGCGCCAGCACGACGCCGAGCUGGAGGCGGCGCAGCGGCAGCAUAAGGCUCAGCUGGAGCGCUGUGAGCAACAGCAGGAACAGGAGAAACGCAGCGUCAGCAAGAAACUGCGGGCCGAACAGGAGAAGGAGCUGAAACAGUUCCGCGAAGGCCUCCGUGCCGAGGCGCGUCUCCUCAAGCAGGACGUGGAGCGACUGCCGCGCGCGGAGAGGAAGGAGGCACUCAGAGCUGGCAAGGAGAGACUGGAGGCAGAACACCAGGAGAAGGAGCGUCAGUUCAUCGACCAGCUGAACGAGACUCACGAGGCGGCUCUGCAGCGGCUGGGGGAGCAGCACCGCGCCAGCACCGCGCAGCUUGAGAAACAGUGCCUCGAGGAGAAACAGAGGCUGCUGCGGGCGAGGGAGUCUGCCCUCUGGGAACUGGAGGAGCGUCACAUCCAGGAGCGGUUCCAGCUCACCAAACAGCAGGUCAAGGAGGUGUUCUUCCUGCAGCGACACCAGAUGCUGGCGCGUCACAACAAAGAGAUGGAGCACGUGCGGCGAAUGGGCGACCGUCGGAUGGACGAGCUGCGCCGACAACAGGCCGUCGAAAAGCGCGCCAUGCCCAAACGCAUCCGCGCCGAGCGAAAAACGCGCGAGCUGAUGUUCCGCGAGAGUCUGCGCAUUGGCGCGCCGCGCAGCAGCAUCGCGGACGUGGAGACCAACGGCCGCGACCCGGUCAAGGCGUUCCAGGAUCAGGAGGAGAAACGGUACAAAGCGGAGCAUAAGCGGUUCGAGCUCAAACAGAAGAGGAAACAAGAAGAGCUGAAGGCCGUCAGCGAGGCAGCCAUGAAGGAGCUGGAACAGGUUCACAACGAAAAACGGCGCAUGCUGAUGGACCAUGAGAACACGAAGUUGCGCUCUGCGGAGGAGGCUCACCAGGCAGAAAUGAAGCAGUGGAGGCAGGAGCUCAAACCGCGCAAACAGAAACUGGAGGAGGGUUUCGCGGCCGAACUGGAGGAACGGGAACGCUUCUACGCUGACCCAUCAGCCGGUGACAGGCUGACCUGCACACCGCUGGCCGACGGAACGGCCAGCGUGAGUCGAGCCAGCACGGGCAGCGCGGGCCGCAGCUCGGCGAGCGGGGGCAGCGUCGGCCGGGCCAGCGUCACCAGCGGGCGGUCGCACUGAGACUGAGCGUGGACAGGGGUAGGACGUGGGAGAUAAACGGUGAAAGUGGGGAUCGCAAGGACGUCGGAAGACGAAGAUAGGUGUGUUAGAACACCAGUCUGGUGCUCAAGGAAGAAGAUAGAGACGCUCUGGCGUCCGAAAGAUAUACUUAAGACAUUCUGAAGGGUCUAUGUGACAUAAACGAAGCUUAAGGCGUCUGAAAGUGGCGUAUUUUGAAGAUGCUAUCGUAUAUUCGAUGUGCCAUGAGCUGCAGGGGACACUAGAGCUGAUAUGGGGAGUAAUUUGGGUGUGAAUUUGUGCCAAGUUUGUCGAUACCGGUGGUGGUGUGCGAUAUUGAGUGAGCGGUGGUGAGUUCAGUGAGAAGAGCUGGUCCAAUUUCUGCAGGCAGUAUCGACGGUGCGCAAGUAUAAAAGGGAGAGAGAUCGGCGUCGGAUCGUCCAAGCCAUGCGGUAUGUGUACAAGACAUCCGCGUAUGCGGGAUAAUGGUCUCUGUCGCUGGAUUGGAGACGCGCGAAUCGAGUUCAAAUAGUCACCAUAGUGGUAUCAAUCCUGUGAGCGAGUGAGUAAGUCAAAGAGUGCGCGGCGGACUAUGUCGCGGGAACUAUUCGUGCUAAGUGAGCGAGUGAUUGAGUGAGUGAGUGGGGAGUUCAGUCCCCAGCUGGUGCUUCGCUGUUCGCGCGGGACAGAGCUGGACUGCCGCUCGCGGGCGACUCCCCGGACCAGGAGGUCCUGCGGCGGUCUGCGUGCUGCGCCGCGCUGGGGUGAUGGCUCUAGUCGAAGGCCGGCGGUGCGGGCAGACCCCGCCACUGGUGGCUCUAGUCGGGUACCUAUUCCGGGCGGCCAGGAGGGCGCUCAAACGCCGCCCCCGCCCCCGCCACCGCCCCCGCCCGGCGCUCUGCCCUCGGCGGCGGCGGGGGCGGCUCCGUGCCAUGGCUGAAGGCCGGCUGUGACCUGACCUUACGACGAAAGGCACGAGCUUCGCGCUGCCGCUGCGAUAGUGGCGCCUCUACCGGCAGCGGCGCGCAACUGGCAAUCAACCCAUGAAGACUGUGCUUUUCCGGAAUCGAGCCAUAUAUCGCAUAUAUCGCGCCUGCAAUAGCAAGAGUGAUUGUCUCAGUGAUAUCGGCGCGUAUUUAGAUAAUUUUUAGUGCUUGUGAUACGCUGUGUCAUGAACGCAUUUACAUACACUUAUUUCUAGGCGAAUAUGAUAGCGGAUCUGUAUCCCAAUGGGUGAUUACCAUAAACGAAUGGACCCGUAGCUUUAGCUUUAGCUCGGCUUGCAUCGAUGCGUGGAGUACCUAAAUGCCGUGCCCCGGGCAUUCUGCAUUUGCCAUAUGCGAGCACACCUACAUGUGUGUAUGUAUGCAUGUAUAUCUUGGCGAUGGGGUCGCCUUAUUGACACUUGUCAGCUCACUCCGGUGUCUUCCGGCCGGCCCGGCGGAGCCGCGCCGUCGACGACGCCGUUUCAUAAUAAAGACUGCUGGUCGCUCUGUGAGA
Amphibalanus amphitrite is the source of this 5967-nucleotide messenger RNA. Its product is annotated as serine/threonine-protein kinase 10-like. Bases 442 to 4470 code for a protein of 1342 amino acids. The transcript is spliced from 21 exons. Gene Ontology annotation, biological process: protein phosphorylation. Gene Ontology annotation, molecular function: protein serine/threonine kinase activity; ATP binding. Lineage: Eukaryota; Metazoa; Arthropoda; Thecostraca; Balanomorpha; Balanidae. The record is from RefSeq and is a predicted model, not a curated record.